ACCCAGGUUUCUCUUCGAAUUUUACGUUAAUUUCAUUGAAAAUCAUUCAUGCACAAGGGAAGGAGGAGGAGAAGAGCAGGAGAAGGAAGAAAGACAGAGAUGAGUGGCGGAGAAAGUGAAGAGGAAUAUUCGUUAGAAUUCACGCCUACAUGGGUUGUUGCUGCUGUUUGCACUGUCAUUGUUGCCGUUUCUCUAGCUCUAGAGAGAUUUCUCCAUUACAGUGGCAAAUAUUUUAAGAGGAAGAAGCAGAAACCCUUAUAUGAAGCCCUCCAGAAAAUUAAAGAAGAGUUGAUGCUCCUGGGUUUCAUAUCACUGUUAUUGACAGUAUCUCAGGGCACAAUCUCUAAAUUUUGUGUACCUGAGCGUGUGAUUAAUAAUAUGCUUCCUUGUGAUCUCUCUGAGAAAAGAGAAGAAGGACAAGAAUCUAAUACUACAGCUACAACUGCUAGCAUUUCUGGCACUACCAGGCACCUUCUGGCUGAAACAGUAGAAUCCCAGAUUGAUUACUGUCAAAAGAAGGGUGAGGUGCCAUUGUUAUCCUUAGAAGCUCUACAUCACCUACAUAUCUUUAUUUUUGUCCUAGCCAUCGUCCAUGUUACUUUCAGCGUAUUCAUUGUAAUUUUUGGAGGGGCAAGGAUUCGUCAAUGGCAACACUGGGAGAACUCAAUUGGAAAAGAUCGAUAUGAUACAGACGAAGUUUUGAGAAAGAAGGUCACCAGUGUCUAUCAACACAAAUUUAUCCAGGAGCAUUUUGCGGGCAUUUUUAAAGAUUUAGCUCUGCUGGGGUGGAUACAUUCCUUUUUGAAGCAAUUUCAUGCAUCUGUGACAAAAUCAGAUUAUAUAACUCUCCGACUAGGUUUCAUCAUGACACAUUGCAGAGGAAAUCCAAAAUUUAACUUCCACAGAUACAUGGUACGUGCCCUUGAAGAUGAUUUUAAGACAGUUGUUGGUACAAGUUGGUACCUUUGGAUAUUUGUGGUCAUCUUCUUAUUGCUGAAUGUUAAUGGUUGGCAUACGUAUUUCUGGAUAGCAUUCAUUCCAUUUCUUCUUUUAUUUGCUGUGGGUACCAAGUUGGAGCAUGUAAUAACCGAAUUGGCUCGUGAAGUCGCCGAGAAACAUAUAGCCAUAGAAGGGGACUUGGUAGUUAAACCAUCAGAUGAACACUUUUGGUUCAACCGACCUGACAUUAUCCUGUACUUGAUUCAUUUCGUCCUCUUCCAAAAUGCUUUUGAGAUAGCAGUUUUCUUCUGGAUAUGGGUUCUAUAUGGCUUUGAUUCCUGCAUAAUGGGAAAAGUCCGCUACAUUGUUCCCAGGAUGGUGAUUGGGGUGUUCAUUCAGAUAUUCUGCAGUUACAGCACCCUCCCACUCUACGCCAUUGUCACGCAGAUGGGAAGUUCAUACAAGAAAGUAAUAUUUGACGAGCACAUCCAAGCUGGCAUUAUUGAUUGGGCUGAGAAGGUGAAGAAAAAGAGAGGCCUAAAAGAAGCAGCAGCAGCAGCAGCAUCAUCAUCAUCAAGAAAUGGAUCUAGCCAAACAAAUUAUCAUGAAGGUUCUUCUUCGGGGAUUCAGAUUGGAAGAGCCGAACGCAAUGGGUCCACUACUCAAGAGAUUCAACCUUCAGCUGAUCGUGAGGGGCAGACGUAGCUAGCUGGUUUUGUUACAACAGCAGUAGUGAUUUGCAGGCUUCAUAUGAUCAUCCCAAUAGCAAUAGGCACUGUGUUUAUAGACAUUACAUGUUGAGCUUAUGUGCAGAGGGCUCCUGGCCAUUGAUGAGUGUAUCAUGGAACAUAGCAUAGUUUAUAUUUCCAUGUACAGAUUGGAUAUGAUUCACAACUCUUGUCAAAAGGGUUGGGUUUUCAACCUGUGAUCAUUUCUUGCUUGCAGUUAUUUAUUUAUUUAUUUAUUUUCUCUC
Molecule: messenger RNA, 1912 nt
Organism: Manihot esculenta (cassava)
Lineage: Eukaryota; Viridiplantae; Streptophyta; Magnoliopsida; Malpighiales; Euphorbiaceae
Product: MLO-like protein 1
Exons: 13
Coding region: 49-1644 (531 amino acids)
Biological process (GO): defense response
Cellular component (GO): membrane
Source: RefSeq, a predicted model, not a curated record